Messenger RNA from Entamoeba invadens IP1, 819 nucleotides. Its product is annotated as phosphatidylcholine transfer protein, putative. Lineage: Eukaryota; Evosea; Mastigamoebida; Endamoebidae. Bases 1 to 819 code for a protein of 272 amino acids. The transcript has a single exon. Gene Ontology annotation, molecular function: lipid binding. The record is from RefSeq and is a predicted model, not a curated record.
AUGCAUUAUUUAAGAAGCGAAAAACUGAAAAAAUAUUCAAUGGCAACGACUGAGGCACAAAAGGCUGCAACACUCCCAGGAGACUUGAACGUCUUCUCACACAACCCAGAGUUACCAAUCUCGACCCGUAAGGACUUUGACGAUUUCCGUAAACUCUUUGACGAGACAGAAGGCUGGAUUGAGUCAUACACUGAUGAGCACACAAAGGUCCACUUCAAGAACCCAUCAAACACUGCCGAGAUUCAGAUUAAACUUGUCUCUGAUGCCAUGAAGGACAUCCCAGCCCAAGUUAUUUACGAGGCCAUCCACGACCCAGACUACAGAAAAACAUGGGACGACAGAAUGAUUGAGGGGUUCCUUAUUGAACAAAUUGACGCGGCCAACGACAUUGGUUACUACUCAGUUGGAAUGCCGUUUGUCAUUUCAAACCGCGACUGGGUCAACAGAAGAUCGUGGUGGCACAACCCAGAAAUGACCGAGUUUGUCAUUUUCAACUUCUCCAACAAGCAUCCACUUGUCCCAGAAAAGUCUGGAUUCGUCAGAGCAUGGAGUUACAAAUCUGGUUAUUACAUGAAAACCACUGACAAGGGAACUAUGUUCUACUACUUCGGUUGGAAUUCGUGGAAUGGGUGGAUCCCUGCUUGGUGUGUCAAUAAAGCCACAAAAACAAUGGUCGGCGGUGUUAUUGACAACAUUGCGAAGACCUCUUCUGUUUAUGAGAAUUGGAAGAAGGACCACAAUCCAAGCGAUAGACCAUGGCUCAGACUGAACGAGUGGCAGACUAAAGAAAAGGAAGAGUAUGAAGCUAGCAAGAAAUAA